UUUCUCUCUCCCCCUCUCUCCCUCCCAUAUCUUCUUUCUUUCUCUUUCUUUUUUCUCACUAUUUUCUUUCACGCAUAUUCACAGAUUGGGGGAGGUGAAUCGUGGUGGUUUUUAAUGGUACAAAACUGCUUUUUGGUGGUGAGAAAGAAAGAAAGAACCUGAUGCCCUCUUUUGAUGUGUGAGUGGGUGGUGCUGCUCUCUUCUUCUGCUGUACCUCUCUCUCACUCUUCUCACUCUCUCUCUCUCUCUCUCUCUCUCUCUCUCUCUCAUUUUCUAUUCUUCUUGGCCUCACUUUCUUCCCGGAGAGAAUUUUCCCAAGAUGAAGAGGAAUCGCUGGUUCUUGCAGUUAAGUUGCUUCUGAUGAUACUGAGUUUUCCUCCAGACCCAAUCCGAUUACAGUGACGAUUUGCUUAAUCUUGAGGUUGAAGAGUGAAGAAGAAUAAGAAGAAAAGGGGCCAUAUUUGAAGUGGGUAUUGUUUGAUCUUACUACUACUACUGUUGAGUGGUGGGGCUUAGGGAUUUGUUAUGCUGAAGGCUAAGAAGGCUAAGACAAGGCGGCCUAGUUUUGGAGAUAGAGCAAGUUCAGGUUCUUGUGGCUGUUGUCCAGACAGCACAAGAAGGAAGAAGCUUAUCAUCUCCAUCAUCAUCAUCAACAGAUGUUAUCCAUAACAAACCCUCCAUCAGAUCCACCAUGUCCUCAUCAAAUUCAAGCUCCACAGCUGAAAAGCUCCAGUCACUGUAAUGAGAGGGCUUCUGGUUCUGAUAAGGUCGCCUUGCAAGAAGAAGAGGUAGUAGAAGCAGAUCUGCCAAAGUCUGGCCUUGAUGACAACAACCCACCCCCAAAAUUCUCCAUAAGAGAUUAUGUGUCUGGUGCACGGAGCAAGGACAUUCAAACAAACUGGCCUUUUGCUCAGAAAAAUUUGCAACUUUGUUUGAAGCAUGGAGUAGGAGAUUUAUUGCCUCCUUUUCAGCCUCUUGAUUCUGUACGAAACCGAUCUGUCAAAAGAUGCACUGUCGAAACUAGCCUGAUUCGAAAAGAAAACAUAAGAAAUGUGGAACGGGAGCCUUUUGGGCCGAGCAAUUAUUGUGUUUCUCCCUCUUCUGGUGAUGCUGGUUGUAACAGGAAGCUAGCUGUGAAUUGCUUAAAUACGGGUCAGACUUCAUCUGAAGAAGAACACGAACUUCCAUUGACUACAAAUAAUCGAUCGAAUUCUGUGGUUGAUUCAGUUCCUGCUGAUAGGAACACUUCUGUGGUAGUAGAAACUAACAAUAUAUUGGAAGUUUCGGCAGAAAAAUUUGAGCCAACAGUUUCUCCUCCGUCUCAGAAAUCUGAUAGCUCAAACCAACUUCAGAUUAAGAAGUCUAGACUGAUACUGAAAGUGGGGAGUGGAAUUGAUCCUACUUCAAACGAAGAUACUUUGGCAAAUUGUGUGGCAUUUUCCGACACGAUGGCUUCAAAAGUGUGCCCAGUUUGCAAGACUUUCUCAUCCUCUUCCAACACCACUUUGAACGCACACAUUGAUCAGUGCCUUUCUGUGGAGUCAACUGUUAAGUGGACAGCCAAUUCUAGGGUGAUUAAGCAUAGAAUAAAGCCGAGGAAGACAAGGUUGAUGGUGGAUAUCUAUGCAACGGCCUUACAUUGCACACUGGAGGAGCUUGAUAGAAGAAACGGGACAAGCUGGGCCGUGAAUUCUAGCUUGCCCACUCAACAGGCUUUAGAGAAUGUUGAAGAGGAAAAGCAAAGAGUGUUAAAGGACAAUGGUGAAGAUGGUGCAGUCUAUAUUGAUGCCAAUGGAACAAAGCUUCGUAUUUUGUCAAAGUUCAAUGAUAGAUCAAUACCAAAUCUAGAAGUGGGUCCUGGGCUCAAGAAAACUUUCAGAAGAGGUAGAGGAAAACAAUUGCUCACAACCUGCAAAAGGAAGGAUCGUGCUCAAAAAAAUCAGAAAUACCUGAAACUUGAUGCUCAGAGCAUAAAAAAUUGCUCUCUGAACUGUCAACCUUCUUCUGAGGUUUGUGAAGAGGAAGAAAGAAAUCUUGCACUGAAAGAUAGCUUCAGAAAAGAGGAAAGCCUGGCACAGACCUUCAAAGAUCUACAGGUGAUCAAGCCCAAUGAAUCAGGAAAUAUAGCAAAUUGGACAAGCUCUAAACGAACUGGUCUCUUAAAAAGGCGAAAGUGUAAGGAGGGUCUUCAGCAUUUGGGACUUAACUUUAGACGGGAAUUGACUGUUGAAAGUGCUCAUUCAUCUUUAUGUGAUUUGGACAUGGAGAGAAGUUGCAUUCAGAAAACUCCAAACUCAUAUGACAGUCCACUUUCAUCUCCUGGAAGCAGCAAGGGAAUGGAGGAUUCAUCAUCUGGAGAGCCCAUUAAUGAAUAUACUGAACACCCUCCUAUGCAAAAGCAAGUUUCAGUUUCCUCAUUUACGACUCAUAUCGGUGGUAACUUGGAGAGAUUACGCAAUGUCAAGCAGUUGAGAAAAGACGGCACAAUUGUCGAUGGAAACGAGGGUUUUGUAAGUUAUAGAGAAAACUGUGUUCCUUCUCCUGGUAAGGGACCAUUUAAGCUAAUUGCUGGUCCAGUCAAAAGUAGUUCUUGUGCUGCUCGCUCAAAUACAUCACUUGGUCAUCAAGUACUCUUAUCAAAAUCCACAAAGUUCUCCUCUUUGAAUAGGCACAUGAUGUCGAUCAAUGAGUCAUCUCGAACUGAAUUCAACCAUAAGGUGAACAGAAAGUUUUCAGUGAAAAAGAAGCUUCCAUCCUGUAAGAAGUCUGGAGUUUGUUGCAUGGAAAAAUUGGGUAAAAAGUUUGUGACACUGCCUUCCGAAAGUAUUGGAAAACAUGUUUACAAGGAGAAGCAUCGAGGAAACAAAUCUAGAAGAGAAGAAAUAUGUCACAAAAUCUCCCUUGACCAAUGCAAUGUUUUGAAAAUAAAAAAGAAGAGGACAUCGGUUCGUAUCUCUCAGAAUGAGCAGUCUAUGGUUCUGAAAUCUGCAUCAGGAUGUCACAGUCUUGAAGUUGGCAAUGACAUAGAUUAUUCUGCUAGAGUUUGUGGAGAUUUGGCAGGUAAACUUGAUGACACAGGAUCUGGCAGAAAAGGGAUUGAUUCUCAUGGAUACAGCAGAGUAGUGGUUGAACCAUCUUCAGGAGUGGAUAUUGGAGGAAAUGCUAUGAGAUCGGGAAAAUCUCUAGAUUCAGAGUUCCAGAAGCUGUCUAGCCCUUGCAAUAUGUUAGCUGAUUCAUUGCAUUCCGCUGUGUUUAAGAGUUCUUUGAGUGGAGCGGAAACACAGUCAUGUCCUAGCGACCCUAGUUUGAGUGAUGAACCAGAGAUGUUUCAUGUCAAUAAAGUUGGCAGCGGUACAUUAGCUCAAAGUACUGGUGCGUGGAAGGAAAUCGAUUCUAUGGAUGGGCAAGGAAAUUACUUUAAUGAGGUUGACCCAAUAUCUAUUCCAGGACCACCUGGAUCAUAUUUGCCAAGUCCUAGGGAUAUGGGCUCGGAAGAUCUCCAAGGAAGUGCCUCAUUAACUACAAGCCGAGUUCAGUCCUCUGAAGAUCAGUAUGAUCUGGUUGAUAGAGAUUUAUCGGAUUCUCCUAUUUCUGCUAUGUCAACCAUAUCUCACUCUCCAACUGGAAGACCUGAUGAUUUGAAAUCCCCUGGUGAGUCUGGAGAACUGCAUGUUGCACCAGGUGAGAUUAGGUUAGGCUCCUCUGGUGAUAGCCAUGGUGCCCUAACACAAAUUGCUGCCUCAAUUCCACUGGGAAAGACGAUUCAGGAGGAAAGAACCAAUCUGGAAGAGUUGAAAGUCGGCAUGAUUGGCUCUGAGAAGGGACCUAUCAAUUUCCGAAAUGAUCAGCCGUGCUGCUGCUCAAGAAAGGAGGGAAUGUCACAGGAGUUUUCAUUAAAUUAUCAAGACUCGCAAGUUCUAUGGAGACAGACCAUGGAUUCAGUUCCAGUUCCUGCCAUGGGGAAACCAAUGAGUUGUUAUCCACCCAGGAAACCAAAUGGUUUGUACUCCUUGCCUGAAGCAAUUUCUCUUGGCAAUUUCCCAGGUUCAGGACCAGAAAAGUUGGCUCUCCCUGUCACAAAGAUGGAUAUGGGUCCUGUUUCGAUAAAAGUUUUUGCUGAUUCCGAUUUCAAGUCCCCAGUUUAUGGUGAGUGUGAUUCUGCUAGUCCAUCUUCAUCCAAUCCUGUUCUCAGGUUAAUGGGGAAAGAUGUAAUGGUGGUUAGUAAAGAUGAAAAUGUAUCCCAGCAAUAUAGAAAAGCCAAUUCAAGUAUCUUGAAUGGUCAUCUGAAUCAACAAUCCCAAAUGCUUUCUGGGGUCUCUCUGGGCAAUACUCAAAAAGAAAACUCCCGUUUCUUUCAUCAUAUGGUCCAUCAACACCCUCUCACGGGCAAGGAUCAAAGCAACACUGGUUUCAACAUCAAGCUUUCAAACAGUUUCAGAAGCAAUGUCAAUUGUUGCACUCCACAAACAACCUCUCGUGUUUCUGCAGCUGCAGUUUUAAACAGGAAUAUGAAUAGUGGUUUCAGACCAGCCCUUGAAUCGCAUGAAGAUGGUGUUUGGUAUGGCUUGCCUAAUGAUCAGAAUAGAUCCAGAAACAGACCGUAUUUUCCUUUGGCAUAUAAUGUGGCGAGAGUUGCAACUGCUUCAGACACCCUGCAUGAGGAUAAAGAUUUGAAAGCAAACCCUGAGAAAGAGAUCAUCGUCAUUGAGGAUGGCCCCGAAAGGGAAGCUGAAGCACCGUAUUCUGGAAGUAGUGUGAGGGAGGGUCGGGUAGCUGCUCCAGGUGGCAUGUCUAUUCCAGUGGUUUCAAGUUACAACUCAAGGCACGGGAGUAAUCAUUUUUAUGGAUAUCAGCCACAGGUUUCUUUGCCUUAUAGCGGACAACACAAGGUACAAAGUGGUAGCUUUCAAAUGCCCCCUCAGAGUAGUGCAAGUCCAGUUACGUGGAAUUGCUCUUGAGAAGAAGGAUCGAGCGUCAUGUCUCUUGGCUCUUCUAGGCUGAACCAAGUGCGAGUUGGAGAUGUUCGUCAAUACUUUUGAUCGAUGACCAUAAUGACACAUCCAUUUCAUCUUGAAAGCCUAGCCUGCCUUUGGAAGCUCAACCGCAGCAGAUAAGUUCUUAAACUGCGUUUGUGAUCUUUUGAUAAUUGCUGCUAAUUAAUUAUUAUAUAUGUAAUUAGAAGACCUAGCAGUUUUCGAGGCUUUUGCACAGAUAGUGUUAAGGCUACCUAAUUAGAGACUAAACCUGUACAAGGGUCAAGGGAUCUUUUUAAUAAUAGGUUACCCUCAGAAGCUUUUUUCCUACACACAGACAGUGCCAGUGUUGAUACUACUAAGCUCUCCUACAUCUUACAACAAUCUAAAUUUGUUUGUUAUUAAUCUCGUGUUGAAUCGUGUUUCUUUUAUCUGAAAACACUAAAAGAUUAAGUACGCAUA
This is a messenger RNA of Diospyros lotus (date-plum), 5435 nucleotides long. RefSeq lists its product as uncharacterized. The transcript is spliced from 5 exons. The record is from RefSeq and is a predicted model, not a curated record. Lineage: Eukaryota; Viridiplantae; Streptophyta; Magnoliopsida; Ericales; Ebenaceae. The coding region runs from base 657 to 4958 and encodes 1433 amino acids.